GGUUUUGCUUAGAGGUGACCUCGAGGAGCAGAAGUGGUCAUUUCUCCCAUUAUCAUCAUGUCUGAACCGAUCAGAAUCCUGGUGACCGGAGCCGCGGGGCAGAUAGCCUACUCUCUGCUCUACAGCAUCGCUAAGGGGGAUGUUUUUGGCAAAGAUCAGCCUCUUGUUCUUAUACUGUUGGAUAUCACUCCUAUGAUGACUGUGUUGGACGGUGUGGUUAUGGAACUGCAAGAUUGCGCUCUUCCACUGUUAAGAGAGGUCAUUGCGACAGACAAAGAAGAUGUUGCAUUUAAAAACCUCGACGUGGCCAUUCUGGUUGGCUCCAUGCCAAGGAAAGAGGGCAUGGAACGGAAAGAUUUACUCAAGGCCAACGUGAAAAUCUUCAAGUCCCAAGGCACGGCUUUGGAUAAGUACGCUAAGAAAACUGUUAAGGUCAUUGUGGUAGGCAAUCCAGCAAAUACUAACUGCUUGACUGCAUCAAAAUCUGCUCCAUCCAUACCGAAAGAGAACUUCAGUUGCUUGACUCGCCUGGACCACAACAGAGCUAAAUCCCAGAUUGCUCUGAAACUUGGCGUGACUGCUAAGGAUGUGAAGAACUGCAUCAUCUGGGGGAAUCACUCUUCCACUCAAUAUCCCGACGUCAACCACGCCAAGGUCAAAGUGCAGGGCAAAGAAAUCGGCGUCUAUGAAGCUGUGAAGAAUGACAACUGGCUUAAGGGAGAUUUCAUUGCGACGGUUCAGCAGCGGGGUGCGGCGGUGAUUAAGGCCAGGAAACUCUCGAGCGCAAUGUCAGCAGCCAAAGCCAUCUGUGAUCACGUGAGGGACAUCUGGUUUGGCACACCAGAGGGUGAAUUUGUGUCUAUGGGAGUAAUUUCUGAUGGAAAUUCAUAUGGUGUCCCCGAGGAUCUGAUCUACUCCUUUCCAGUUGUCAUAAAGGGUAAGUCCUGGAAGUUUGUCGAAGGCCUUCCUAUCAAUGACUUCUCUCGCGAGAAGAUGGAUUUGACCGCUAAGGAGUUGACGGAGGAAAAGGAGUUGGCUGUGGAGUUUUUGUCCAGUGCGUGACUAGGUGCUGGCCAGGAGU
Messenger RNA from Euleptes europaea (tarantolino), 1081 nucleotides. It is a transcript of the gene MDH1, whose product is annotated as malate dehydrogenase 1. The transcript has 10 exons. Gene Ontology annotation, cellular component: mitochondrion; cytosol. Gene Ontology annotation, biological process: malate metabolic process; oxaloacetate metabolic process; tricarboxylic acid cycle. NCBI's taxonomy places the organism in Eukaryota, Metazoa, Chordata, Lepidosauria, Squamata, Sphaerodactylidae. The coding region runs from base 58 to 1062 and encodes 334 amino acids. Gene Ontology annotation, molecular function: L-malate dehydrogenase (NAD+) activity. The record is from RefSeq and is a predicted model, not a curated record.